AUGAUGACAGAUCAAGAAAACCAAUAUCAAUCCCCCAACCCUAACCAGGGAUCCCAGAACCAGGGCCAGAACCCCUCGGGAACACCUCAACAAGAGCAACCACAGCAAGCACCAGAGCCAACACAAAACACAGACACGCAAGAGAACCAAGAGUCUCAACCAGACACCGAAACAAAACAAGAACAAUUAGAAUCCGACCCGGAACCUGAACCUGAGCCUGAGCCUGAGCCUGAGCCACAACCCGAACCCGAGCAAUCCCAACGCCGCAGAAAACCUCGCCCCCAACCACAAUACAGACAAGACCCAGAAACCGAAAACAUCGACCGCAGCGACAUGAAUGCACCUGUUGUAGCAGAACGCCCCCGUCGCCAACGUCGUUCUCGCCAACAACAGCAAAACGGCGGCGGGCCCCUCCCGGGUCUCGGGGGUGCAAACCAAGCAGGCGAUCUUGUCCAGAACACCGCUGGGAAUGCUGUGAACGGUGCGGGCAAGGCUGUUGGAGGUGUGUUAGGUGGUAAUAGUGGGAAGGAGGAGAAGGAGGAGGGGAGGGAUGAGCAGUUGCGGUUGAGGUUGGAUCUGAAUUUGGAUAUUGAGGUGCAGUUGAAGGCGAAGAUUCAUGGGGAUUUGACCUUGGGUUUGCUUAACUAA
Messenger RNA from Aspergillus chevalieri, 648 nucleotides. RefSeq lists its product as uncharacterized. Bases 1 to 648 code for a protein of 215 amino acids. The record is from RefSeq and is a predicted model, not a curated record. The transcript has 2 exons. Lineage: Eukaryota; Fungi; Ascomycota; Eurotiomycetes; Eurotiales; Aspergillaceae.